ACUUUCAAGAUGGCGGGCGAGAAGGUACUGAAAAACAUAUCAGGAGUUUAUUGCCGCUUAUUUGACCACAGGCCGAUCAUUCAAAGUGAAUGCAAAUACUUUGUAAGGGAAUUUGAAGGGAAAAGGAAUGACCGAGAAGUAGAAAGACUGAAUGAAUCUCUACAGAAAGUACGGCAAAUUGAGGAAGAAAUCCCAAAAUGUGUCGAAAAGGCAAAUCAGUUUGAAGAACUAAAACAGCAGCUUAGAGCAGCAAGACAAAGUUGUCAUGAUAUCCUCGUAAAAGAAGAAGAAGACCUUCAACACGAAAGACGAGAACAAAUUAAGGAAGAUGCUAAAAAGGACUGGGAAAAAUUUCAACUGGAAAUGAAUGAAGAAGAAGAGAAAAUAAGAAAAGAAUUUGAACAAGAAGCUGAAAAAUUGAGGGAAAAAUACGGGGUCAAACAAGCAACGAUUCAUUAAUUAAUGUAAAAACUAAGAAGAGGUCUGGGUGAUGACUGUAGUAUUAAUUCCUAUAGCAAUUUUUAAUCGAACAAUCGAAAAUKAAUAUACCUAGAAUAUAUAUUUACUGUCGAAUGAGAUUUUAGUCAGCUACAUCACAUUGUGAGGGAGGGGAGAGGAGUAGGGGGGAGGGGGUCAAUGGGGCUCUUGAACACUGCAAAGUUGGAAAAAUUUCCUUGAUCUACCCACCAGCAAACACCAAACAUAACGUUGAUUGCAGACAAAAAGCUUUGAGCAGUAAGCAUGCCGGUGCAGAAUAGUUAAAAUUUGGUAGGCUAAUGACAGUGAUGCAGACAGCCGUUUUUUGCUGGUUUCAAAAUCCUUCCUUGCAACUGUGGAGAUGAGGUAAAAACACUCUGCUCUCAUUGAUUAAACACCAUCAGUACAUUUUGUUGAUUAUAAGCCUAGGUUGUUUGUUUCUGUUUGUUUUUGCACAAAAAUGAAUUCCUACCAGUGAAAGUAUCAAUUAUUGAGCAAGCACGAAAAAUAAUGGGCUUAUGGUUUUAGGUGAAGUUUAUGUGUAUGUGACAUCAGCUCAAACAUGUAUGGACACAUUUAAAGGGACACAGUUAUGGCAUACUGUCAUCUAGAGUACAGACAUUCCUUACAGUUUGUUUACACCUGUUUUCUCCAGUGUGGGUGACAAAAAUUCAAAACGAGAAAAACGCAACUGACUUGUGGAAUUACUCUCUUUUUCGAGACUCAAGACCUUAAUUUGAUGGCACAACUUUUGCCUCCAGCCAUCUCAUGCAACCUGCUUAUGGCAUCCUUGCAACAGCUGUCAUAGGGGCCUUUAUGAAUAUUAGGCACCUUAUUCUUCGUACUAAUUUUUGUGAGCACUUAAUUUAAGUUGGGACACAAAAUUAAAGCCUAACAAAAACUA
Messenger RNA from Exaiptasia diaphana, 1381 nucleotides. RefSeq names its product biogenesis of lysosome-related organelles complex 1 subunit 5. NCBI's taxonomy places the organism in Eukaryota, Metazoa, Cnidaria, Anthozoa, Actiniaria, Aiptasiidae. The coding region runs from base 10 to 459 and encodes 149 amino acids. The record is from RefSeq and is a predicted model, not a curated record. The transcript has a single exon. Gene Ontology annotation, cellular component: BLOC-1 complex; transport vesicle.